UUCAUCAUCAUCAUCAUCCAAACCACUCCAUGUUGAAACUUUCUUCUUCUUCUGCAGCUGCUACAGCUUCUUCUUCUGGUGGUUCUCCACCUCCUCCACCCAAUUCUGACCAUGGGGUCACCAGUAAAAGAAAGAGAAGACCAGCAGGAACCCCAGAUCCAGAUGCUGAAGUGGUUUCCUUAUCGCCAAAAACCCUUUUGGAAUCGGAUCGGUAUGUUUGUGAAAUAUGCAACCAAGGGUUCCAAAGGGAUCAGAAUCUUCAAAUGCACCGCCGCCGCCACAAGGUGCCGUGGAAGCUACUCAAGAGAGCGGAGACGGCGGAGGCAGUCAAGAAAAAGGUGUUCGUUUGUCCUGAACCCACUUGUCUCCACCAUGACCCUCGCCAUGCCCUUGGUGACCUCGUCGGUAUCAAAAAACACUUCCGGAGAAAGCAUAGCAAUCAAAAGCAUUGGGUUUGUGACAAAUGCUCUAAGGCUUAUGCUGUUCAUUCUGAUUUCAAAGCUCAUCUCAAAACUUGUGGCACUCGUGGCCACUCUUGUGAUUGUGGCCGUGUCUUUUCUAGAGUGGAGAGCUUCAUAGAACAUCAAGAUGCUUGUAAUCUCCGGCAGCUGAGGUCCGAUGCACCGCCGCCGUUGCUACCACCGCCAUUACUACAACCCUACUCACGAUCGAUUUCUUACACCGGCGCCUCGACCAGCACCGAUCAUAGCUUUCAAAUGGCUACACCAUUACGAGGGUUUCCAAUUUUAUCAUCGAACUUAGAUCGAAACAUCAACAUUAAUUUCCCGAAUCACCAUGAUCUCGAGCUUCAUCUUUCAUCUCCAAGCUCGGCGUUUCUUAAACUCUCAAUUGGGUCAAACAAGGAGGCGAAGGAAGAGCGUCAGCUCGAUUUGGCGAUCGCCGAGAAAGCUUACGCAGAAGAAGCACGACGAGAGGCGAAACGACAGAUCGAGAUCGCCGAGGUCGAGUUCGCAAAUGCGAAAAUGAUACGACAACAAGCUCAAGCAGAGUUGGAAAAAGCUAGGAUCUUGAAGGAAGAAGCCACAAGGAAAAUGAGCUCCACCAUUAUGGAAAUCACUUGCCAAACUUGUCGGCUACACUUCCAUAUGAGCUCCGUUACACCGGAGGAGACCUCAUUGGCCAUUAGCUACAUGUCAUCCGCUACAACAGAAGGUGAUGGAGAGUGAAAAAAAAAAAAAAAAAAAAAAAAAAAA
This is a messenger RNA of Cucurbita pepo subsp. pepo (vegetable marrow), 1214 nucleotides long. RefSeq names its product zinc finger protein SHOOT GRAVITROPISM 5. NCBI's taxonomy places the organism in Eukaryota, Viridiplantae, Streptophyta, Magnoliopsida, Cucurbitales, Cucurbitaceae. The record is from RefSeq and is a predicted model, not a curated record. Gene Ontology annotation, molecular function: DNA-binding transcription factor activity. Gene Ontology annotation, cellular component: nucleus.